Dovyalis caffra is the source of this 1071-nucleotide messenger RNA. The record is from the annotation of a GenBank genome assembly. Lineage: Eukaryota; Viridiplantae; Streptophyta; Magnoliopsida; Malpighiales; Salicaceae.
AUGGAUCCUAAAUCCUCACCCGUCUUCUCAUACCAACUAAAGAGACACACUUUAACAUAUUGCAGAAGAAGCUAUGUAAAACCCAAUGGGUGCAUAAAGAUGAAAUCAAUGAAAUUCAGUCAACUUGGUUUCAGUGGGCAAUGUCACAUAUAUAAAUUUAUAUCAACUGUUCGGCAAAACAAACCUUUUGUGAUGCCGAACAUGGAUGAUGGCCAUCUAUCUGUGUCAAUGUCGGAAGAGGACACAAAUACCAACCAUGCACCCAGUUCCGAAGGAGAGAAAUUCUUGAGUAAAUGGUCACCCCCGAAUUACCUUUGGAGGGGAUUAUCUGUUCUUGUCUUGGCAGGUCAGGUAAUUAUCAGGAGUUUAAGGGGAAAAAUUCACUGGAAGAAUACUCUGCAACAGCUGGAGAGGGUUGGGCCUAGAUCAGUUGGGGUCUGUCUCUUGACCUCUGCAUUUGUUGGCAUGGCUUUUACCAUCCAAUUUGUUAGAGAGUUUACUAGAUUAGGAUUAAACAGAUCUAUUGGUGGGGUAUUAGCUCUAGCCUUUUCAAGGGAGCUGAGUCCUGUGGUCACAUCAAUUGUGGUUGCUGGGCGUAUCGGCAGUGCGUUUGCUGCGGAGUUGGGAACAAUGCAGGUUUCUGAGCAAACUGACACAUUAAGGGUUCUUGGAGCAGACCCGGUUGAUUACUUGGUAACUCCAAGAGUUAUUGCUUCCUGUCUUGCUCUCCCUUUCUUGACUUUGAUGUGUUUCACAGUGGGGUUGGCAUCCAGUGGCUUGCUGGCUGACAGUGUCUAUGGGAUUAACCUCAACAUUAUAUUGGAUUCAGCUCAGAGAGCUCUAAAUUCAUGGGAUUUAAUUAGUGCAAUGAUCAAGUCAGGGGUUUUUGGCGCCAUCAUAUCUAUAGUGAGCUGUGCAUGGGGAGUUACAACAUUGGGAGGUGCUAAAGGUGUUGGGGAGUCAACAACUUCAGCUGUGGUUAUCUCGCUGGUUGGUAUAUUUGUCGCUGAUUUUGCACUCUCAUAUUGCUUCUUCCAGGGAGCUGGAGAUUCUCUGAAGAACUGCGUAUAA